GCCUUGUUCCAGUAGUCACAUCAGAACUGGCACAUUGAAGGGGAAUGCGCGCCAUUGUUGUGUGUGGAUAAUGCUUCUAAAGAGAUUUGAAAGAUGUCAAGAUCAAUGAUAAUCACCUUUUAUACUCAACUGAUUUUGACACCAAUUCUAAUCCAGGAAUCAUUCCAGCAAAUCCAUGUGUUUGAUUGUCCAUCCGACUGGGUCAGUUCCUGGUCACAGUGCUAUAAGUUUGUCAGCUUUCCCGAAGAAGCACACGAGAAUGCGCGAGCUGCAUGCGCAUAUCACGGGGCGGCCUUGCUAAGUGUGGACAGCGGUCAAGAACAUAACUUCAUCAGUAGCACGAUACAGAGGAUGGAUCCGUACCAGCGGUCCUGGUACACAAGCGGGGUACAGAAGUCACAGGCAACAGGGACAACAACUGUGUCCUCCCAAGGCUCAUUUGUGUCUGCCCAAGGGUCAAUUCAAUCCCCAUCCGGGUCACAGGGUGAAGGGGAUGACCUCAGUUCAGGAUCCAGCUCGCAGUCUGAGUCUGAGUCUAUGAUCGGUGCCUACAAGUGGCUGGGAGAUGGGACGGUCGUGGGGUAUGACAAGCAGUUCUGGCUCCCUGGAAUAGACUUCAAACAAGGGGAGGUCAUUGUGUAUAAAUAUGGGGUGAUCGGCUAUGGAUGGAGUCUGGUUCACCCGGGGGACAAGUUGCCCUACAUCUGUGAGAUCAGUAUGGCGGAGUCCUACCGCAUCGUACACGUCGAUCGGGACUACGAUUAUGGCCUUGUAUCAUACGAUCCUAAUGAGCUGCUCCGAGGCCCAGCGUUUGUUACCCAGCCUGAAAGUUUAGUGGUGGUUGGCACGACAAUCGCGGCCACUGUUGAAUGCACAGCCACCGGAAACCCCCGACCUAAAUAUAAGUGGUUCACCGGAACAAAUUUCGAAACGGAAGUGACCCCCGAACUUAGUAGCAGGUACACAUUAACCAAUGGGAAGCUUGUUCUGGAAAAGCCAGCCGAAAACGAGGACGCUGAUCAAUACAGGUGCUCAGUAGAAAAUGAGUUCGGCAAGAUUCUGGGAAAUCCUAUCCAGAUAUCAUUUGGAAGUCUUGGGGAGUUCUCCAACGUUCCUGACGCAGCUGUCCGCGCCAAAGCUUAUGAUGGAGUAGCCAUACAGUGCAGUCGGAUCCCAUACAGGCCAGCUGUGAAAUACCAAUGGUUGAAGGGAGACACGAGAUCGUUCGUCAGACCGCAAAUGCAGCCGUACAUUUUCAUCUCAGCCAAUGGGAAGUUGUAUUUCUCAGAGGUGACAAGAAUUGAUGAAGGAGAAUACCGGUGUAUUGCUAUCUUGACGGGGCGGAACAGGCAUACCAUAGGCACCUCGCAACCGCCUACCAGAACCAGUUUGCCCAUCCCACUUCUUGUACAUGACCAAGCGGCCAAAGCUGACUGGGGACCAGAGAUCCAGAACGAUUUCAUCGCUGUGUUUCCCCAACCACCAUUGAAGGGCCAAGAAGUCAGACUCGAGUGUUUCGCCUAUGGAUCAUCAACCACACAGUUUCUGUACCAGUGGGAGAGGUCAGAUCGCCCUAUACCCCGGUCAGCCAGGGUGCUUGACCACAGUCGUGUGUUGGUGAUAGAGGACGCUAAGCUCGAGGACAGUGGCAACUACACCUGCACCGUCAGUCGGGGAACGUCGGCCAGAGACAGCAAGACCUACUACCUUGAUAUAGCUGCGAAGCCCUACUUCAUCGUUCCCCUCCAAAACCAGCACGUGGAUAUCAACUCCCAGCUGACCUGGCGCUGUGUGGCUCGCGCUAGUCCCAACCCGACCUACAUGUGGUAUAAGAACGGGGAGAUACUACAGCAGGUGCCAGGGGAUACCCUCAUCACUGGUUCCACCCUCACCAUCUUAAAGCUUCACCCAGAGAAACACAACGGCAUGUACCAGUGUUCAGCUAAAAACACUCACGGCGAAACCAUGAGUGCCGCUCAACUAAGAGUACUGUCCAUUGCACCAACGUUCCAUAAGCACCCGUUGCCUCGGUACACCAAGGGGGCGGUUCGCGGUAACGUGACCAUAAUGUGUGAGCCAGAGGGCGCUCCUCAGCCAAAGAUCUCGUGGUUUAAAAACGGCGCCGAACUUCCUGAAAAUUCAGGUCACUACCGUCUACUUCGUAAUGGCAACAUUGUGGUCACAGACCUCCAACUAUCAGAUGAAGGAACAUACAGAUGUACAGCAACCAAUGAAAUAGGGGAAGCAUCCAGUGCAACAAAACUGACUGUCAGCAGAGAAACAAGAAUCAGUACAGCCCCAACUAACACGAAGGUGCUGGUCAACACGACUGCCUUCUUCUACUGCCAAGCGUCGUUUGACCCUCACCUGGACAUGGUGUAUGUUUGGACAUUCAACGGCAGGAUGAUCGACUUUCAUGAUCAGACACACUUUAUACAGGACACUAACCCCCUGAAGACGGGUAUCUACAUCCUGAAUGUAGGCUUUAAAAACGCCGGCGAGUACAGAUGUACGGCUGAAACAACCCUUGAGGAAGACAGUAGAAUGGCCGUGCUCACUGUCAUGGGACCCCCCGGAGAGCCUGCGGGUGUGUUUGUUGAGGGAGGGAGCGUGACAAGUCACGGGGCCCAAGUACGAUGGUCGCCGGGUGCGUCACGUGGACGUCAGAUACUGUACUACGUCAUAGAAACAGCCACCAACUUUGACCCGAAAUGGAGAGAAAUAGUCCGAAAUCUGCCAGACAUCAUGACUCUUAAUGACCAAGAGUCACUACAACACAUACGGCAAGCGGACGUCGUGGGGCUCAAACCAGGAACCGGUUACAUAUUCAGAAUCAGAGCCAUAAACCAGUAUGGGAUUGGAGAUCCGAGUCUGCCAUCACCGUUCAUACAGACGCCGAGUGCCCCACCCAUCAAAUCCCCGGAUAACGUGAGGGGAGGAGGGGGAAGCGUGGGGGACCUGACCAUUGCGUGGGACCCUAUGCCCCCCGACGACCACGGCGGUUCCGGUAUCGGCUACAACAUCUACUACAGACUCAAAGACGGCAAGGAUGGACUGUGGCAAUACGGCAAGGUCGUGGGGAACCAGGAAAAGUACGUGGCUCUCGUGGGAAAUGAUUAUUAUUACCUGGAGUAUGAGGUCAAGGUUCAGGCCUUCAACGUGAAGGGUCUCGGUCCCAACUCUACCAUUGAAAUCGUGUACUCGGCGGAGGCCCUGCCGGUGGGAGUGCCGUCCAACAUCGGGGCUGACGGCUAUAACGGGACCUGCCUGGAGGUGUGGUGGGACCCUGUUCCGGACACAAGAGAGUACAUGAAAGGACGGGUCAAAGGUUAUCAGAUCAACUACUGGCCCAACGAUGAGAGUGAUCCGACUGACUGGAUGCAGUUCAUCCGGUUCCCCGGUCAGGUGAGCGAGGGGAUGGUCAUCGGUCUGGAGCAGAACGGCUGGACAUGGAUGGACGUCCAGGUAUAUAACUCGGCCGGACUCGGACCACGGAUGGAGGCGUACACACAGGAGACGUUGCAUCACGCACCACUUCUCUACCCUGAGGAGGUGAGGAUCUACUCCCACGGUGGUAACAGUGUGCGGGUAUGGUGGCGAGGUAUCAGCACCACCAUCGCCGAGGACAGCGUCACGGGAUUCAAGCUGUACUACUGGCCGGCCAGCGAGGACUACCGGUCAGCUGACAUCUUCGAGACCGAUGAAGUGGUGGACACGUGUAUCCUUGAGGGACUGGACAAAGGGGUGUUAUACGCGCUCAGAAUAGCCGGGGUCAGUCCUGGAGGCGAUGGCAAGAAAACACCAACCAAGUAUUUCACUCUGGGAGGAUCUGUCCGGAUCGACUCCACAAUGGCGUCAUCAAUGACCAUCAGAGCUGGAGCAAAGAAGUUCCGAGCAUCUGUAAUAGGUCUGCUCUUGUCGUUAUUGCUCGCACUGCAUAUACUCUGAAGACACGGAA
Molecule: messenger RNA, 3958 nt
Organism: Haliotis rufescens (red abalone)
Lineage: Eukaryota; Metazoa; Mollusca; Gastropoda; Lepetellida; Haliotidae
Product: contactin-like
Exons: 25
Coding region: 94-3948 (1284 amino acids)
Biological process (GO): cell-cell adhesion
Molecular function (GO): protein binding
Source: RefSeq, a predicted model, not a curated record